Aureobasidium namibiae CBS 147.97 is the source of this 270-nucleotide messenger RNA. RefSeq names its product Acylphosphatase. The transcript has 4 exons. The record is from RefSeq and is a predicted model, not a curated record. Gene Ontology annotation, molecular function: acylphosphatase activity. The coding region runs from base 1 to 270 and encodes 89 amino acids. Lineage: Eukaryota; Fungi; Ascomycota; Dothideomycetes; Dothideales; Saccotheciaceae.
AUGUCUCAACGUAUCAGCUUCAAGGUCGAGGGCGAAGUCCAGGGUGUCAACUUCAGAAGCUUCACAGUCAAGCAAGCAAAGUCUCUAGGAAUCACCGGUCACGUCCAGAACGCCAGUGAUGGAAGUGUUACUGGUGAGGCUCAGGGUGACAGCAGCUCUUUGGACAAAUUCAAGCAGCACUUGAACAAGGGGCCCUCGGCUGCCACUGUCACAAAGCUCGAUGUCGAUGAUAUCAAGACUAAAGAUGGCGAGAGCGAUUUCACUCAGUAA